Molecule: messenger RNA, 10112 nt
Organism: Coregonus sp. 'balchen'
Lineage: Eukaryota; Metazoa; Chordata; Actinopteri; Salmoniformes; Salmonidae
Source: the annotation of a GenBank genome assembly
AUCAAGCUUCCUGUGCUGAUGUUGGGGCAUUCAUCAGACCUGAGGCCUGGGGAGUUUGUGGUGGCCAUCGGAAGCCCCUUCUCCCUCCAGAACACAGUUACCACAGGGAUAGUCAGCACAACCCAACGAGGGGGCAAGGAGCUGGGCCUACGCAACUCUGAAAUGGAAUACAUUCAGACAGACGCUAUUAUCAAUGUGAGUCUGUGAACACAUGCACACACACACACACACACACACACACACACACAUCCCAAAGGAUUGUGAACUGAGAACUGAAGUGAUGUCCUUUUCUGUUUACAGUAUGGUAAUUCAGGAGGCCCUCUGGUGAAUCUGGUGAGAAUACUGUUUGUUUAUUGACAGUGAAACAGUAGUUCUACAUCUCUAAUAGAAGGCAGACAAUGUGUCUGCAUGAUGGCACAUUGUAGUUUGAAACUGUAUGCAAAUGUGUGAUUGUGUGUAGGAGUGUUACGGUGUUAUUAGUGUGUCACUAUGUAUGAUUAUGAAUGAUUUUGGUUAAUGUGGUUUUCAUACACUACAUUGACUGUAUUGUAUAUUGUUGUUGGAUGACUGUAUUAUUGACUUCAUUAUUGACUGUGUUAUUGUAGGAUGGUGAGGUGAUUGGGAUCAACACUCUGAAAGUGACAGCUGGUAUCUCCUUCGCCAUCCCCUCUGAUAAGAUCCGAGAGUUCCUGACUGAAUCCUACAACAGACAGUCCCGAGGUAGGACGUUUUAUCCCUAUGGUCAUCCUGGGUGUAACAUCUAAAUAUAUCCCCCUAGUGUAUGGUCCUGUUUACACUCUUAGCCACAUAUUUUGAGGAUAACCAUAAACACUUACAGACAUUUUGAUUCAGACCCCGUUAUGACUAAGCUUAUCCCAUGGCUCACAUCAACACCAUCAUCCCAGACAAUCCAAUUCGUAUACAGCCCCAAACGAUCCACAGAUGACCAAUCUCUAUUGCACUCCACACCAUGGGCGUUUCUAGGAUUUGAAGACAUUCGGGGCUUAGCCCAAAGCCAGUAGGGGGGUCCAGCGGCAUUCUGCCCCGGCCCCCCAAGAAAAUAACUUCAACAGCUAAAUGCAUGAAUUUGGUGCAUUUUGACACGAACACAGAGAUUAGAACAUUGAGAGAUUAGAAAAUGUUCAGGUAACUUGUACCUACCUACCACAGCAGACACUGCCAGUACUCAAUUACAGUUGCUACUGUGGGGGUCUCUACUCUGGAACACAUACUGUUCAUCUACAGUGUAUUGCCAAAAACCACUCAACAACUUCAAACAUAGACUCUCUCUCUCUCUCAUACACACACACACACACACACACACACACACACACACACACACACACACACACACACAAACAAACAAACUGUGCCGUAAUUAGAAUCCAUAGAGCAGCUUUAAGUGAUACAGUCUACUGUGUGCUCACCCCUCCUCUGCCUCUCUCCAUCGCUUUCUCUGUGUUGUCUGUUGCUGUCUCUCUUGUCUGCCCUCUUCUGUUGCUGUCUCUUAGUAUUAUAUGUUGCUGAUUCUUGUCUACCCUCCUCUCUCGUCCUGUCCUGGUUGUAAAAACUGUAAAAGUAAACAAGUUUUUAAUAGUAUUUUCAAAUUCUUUGUAAACCAUGUUUUACUUUUUCACUGUCUGUAUUUCACCUGUUAUAAUUUGUGCAAAUAAAUACAACUAAUUAGAAUCUAUAGAGCAGCUUGAAGUGAUACAGUCCACCUCUGUACUCUCUCCAUCUGCCCUCUUCUGUCUCUUUCUCUGUGUCUUGUCUGUUGCUGUCUGUGUCUUGUCUGUUGCUGUCUCAGGUUCUUCUUUGUUACUUUCUCCUUUGUCUAUCCUUUUCUGUUAUGGCCUAUUCUGUUAUUCUGGUGUCUCUAGCCAUCAUAUCCUAUUCUGUUGCGGUCUCUGUGUCUUGUCUGGUGUCUUUCUCCAGCACCUAUUAUUCUGUUGCUGUCUUUGUGUGUUGUCUCUCUCCAUCAUAUCCUACUAUUCUGUUGCUGUCUCUGUGUCUUGUCUGGUUUCUCUCUCCAUCAUCUACUCUUCUGUUUGUUUUGGGCCUGUGUCUGGGACACCUAAAUCAUCCUCUUCCCUACCAUUUGCCCCUGGCUGCUCCUGUUCUAAGUGCUCCACUGGCCUGCUGUUCUCAUUUGUCCUCGUCCUUGGCUCAUCUGAAAGGUCUCAAGGUAGAGGUGCAACAUGUCAUUAGUUAGUUUUAAAGGGCGACUGCACUUCCUGAUUUGGCCUCAUUUUAGAUUUGGUUUAUUAAGAAAUGUAAGCGGCCAUGACUGAAUUCAAAUGUGAGUUGGUUUCGGGGUGUGGUUUGAUGUGGGUGUCUCCUGUGUGUGUUCGCAGGUGGGAAGAGUUAGCCAAAUUAUUUAGCCAAUUAGCUUUAACCGGCUGGUGUGCACCCUGACUGACUUUGGAUAGCCUAUCUCCGGGGCAAGUUAGGGACCGUCAAUAAAUUACAUAAUGUAAAUGAGACAAUAUUUUCAUGUUGCACACCUUUUCAUUUUUUCUCAUUAAAUGCUUUAUAUAUUUAUGUACGAAUUUCUGAAAUGUAUAGUUGGUUUGAGGUUUUUAAGUAAUUGAAAUUUGGAGCUAUUGGAAUUUUUACAUAUUGUCCCAUGUACAUUUUGUAAUUUACCAAUGGUCUCUAACUAGCCCCAUAGGGAUAUCCAAAGUUAACCCAAAUUUACCACAGGCAUGUGCAGCUCCACUCCGAAUUUAUGAUUACUUUUUUGCUGCCAGCUGUGGGCAUGUGGGCAGGAUUGAAACAAACCCAACCUUAAUUUAUGCAGUCACGACCACAAGUCUCACAAAACUCUGUUUUGGACGAGACUGAUUUUUUUGUCAAUUUUGACAGUAGAAUAAAUGUUUCUGACUCAUAUCAAUGCCACAUAGGCUGUUUUCUAAAUGAGAAGUUGUUUUUUAGGGGCAGUUGCUCGUUAAAGUUACUGUAUACUGACAGGACCAGGGCAACUCUACUGUAAAGAAAAAUUCAAGUGUCCUCAUAACAGCACAAUACAACUCCAAUGUGGGUACGCAGACCCACGAGCAACUGAGGCCCCAUAUGAUGCCCAUCAUUGCCCUAGACUAUAUGAAUAUAAAGAGACAUGAGCCAAAAAAAAUACCUGUAGAAUGGAAUAAGCUACAGUGAGGGAAAAAAGUAUUUGAUCCCCUGCUGAUUUUGUACGUUUGCCCACUGACAAAGACAUGAUCAGUCUAUAAUUUUAAUGGUAGAUUUAUUUGAACAGUGAGAGACAGAAUAACAACAAAAAAAUCCAGAAAAACGCAUGUCAAAAAUGUUAUAAAUUGAUUUGCAUUUUAAUGAGGGAAAUAAGUAUUUGACCCCUCUGCAAAACAUGACUUAGUACUUGGUUGCAAAACCCUUGUUGGCAAUCACAGAGGUCAGACGUUUCUUGUAGUUGGCCACCAGGUUUGCACACAUCUCAGGAGGGAUUUUGUCCCACUCCUCUUUGCAGAUCUUCUCCAAGUCAUUAAGGUUUCGAGCCUGACGUUUGGCAACUCAAAUCUUCAGCUCCCUCCACAGAUUUUCUAUGGGAUUACGGUCUGGAGACUGGCUAGGCCACUCCAGGACCUUAAUGUGCUUCUUCUUGAGCCACUCCUUUGUUGCCUUGGCCGUGUGUUUUGGGUCAUUGUCAUGCUGGAAUACCCAUCCACGACCCAUUUUGAAUGCCCUGGCUGAGGGAAGGAGGUUCUCACCCAAGAUUUGACGGUACAUGGCCCCGUCCAUCGUCCCUUUGAUGCGGUGAAGUUGUCCUGUCCCCUUAGCAGAAAAACACCCCCAAAGCAUAAUGUUUCCACCUCCAUGUUUGACGGUGGGGAAGGUGUUCUUGGGGUCAUAGGCAGCAUUCCUCCUCCUCCAAACACGGCGAGUUGAGUUGAUGCCAAAGAGCUCCAUUUUGUUCUCAUCUGACCACAACAUUUUCACCCAGUUCUCCUCUGAAUCAUUCAGAUGUUCAUUGGCAAACUUCAGACAGCCCUUUAUAUGUGCUUUCUUCAGCAGGGGGACCUUGCGGGUGCUGCAGGAUUUCAGUCCUUCACGGCAUAGUAUGUUACCAAUUGUUUUCUUGGUGACUAUGGUCUCAGCUGCCUUGAGAUCAUUGACAAGAUCCUCCUGUGUAGUUCUGGGCUGAUUCCUCACCGUUCUCAUGAUCAUUGCAACUCCACGAGGUGAGAUCUUGCAUGGAGCCCCAGGCCGAGGGAGAUUGACAGUUCUUUUGUGUUUCUUGCAUUGCAUCGCACCAACUGUUGUCACCUUCUCACCUAGCUGCUUGGCGAUGGUCUUGUAGCCCAUUCCAGCCUUGUGUAGGUCUACAAUCUUGUCCCUGACAUCCUUGGAGAGCUCUUUGGUCUUGGCCAUGGUGGAGAGUUUGGAAUCUGAUUGAUUGAUUGCUUCUGUGGACAGGUGUCUUUUAUACAGGUAACAAACUGAGAUUAGGAGCACUCCCUUUAAGAGUGUGCUCCUAAUCUCAGCUCGUUACCUGUAUAAAAGACACCUGGGAGCCAGAAAUCUUUCUGAUUGAGAGGGGGUCAAAUACUUAUUUCCCUCAUUAAAAUGCAAAUCAAUUUAUAAAAUUUUUGACAUGCGUUUUUCUGGAUUUUUUUGUUGUUAUUCGGUCUCUCACUGUUCAAAUAAAACUACCAUUAAAAUUAUAGACUGAUCAUUUCUUUGUCAGUGGGCAAACGUACAAAAUCAGCAGGGGAUCAAAUACUUUUUUCCCUCACUGUGUAAGACCUUGUCAGUUCUACUAGCUAAUGUGUGAUUUUUAGAUUACAUAACAUUUGAGGACACAUAACUUAAGGGCCUACAUAUUUUCAAUGUUUUGUUCACCUACAAUCUAACCACAAAGCAGGUUAUAUUUUCCCCUCUUUUUCUGGCUUCCCUCCCCAUUCCCUUCCAAGUUCAAGUUAGUUUUUUUUGUCACAUACAUGUGGAGUACAAUGCUUUCUUGCAGGUUAACCUCUCAGCAAUGCAGCAACAAUAUAAAAAGUAAGUAGCUAAGUGAAUAAGAAGAGUAAUACAAAUAAAAGCUCAAUUAAAUAAUUUCAUCAAUUUAAUAAUGGGCAGUUUUUUACAAAUAGUUAAAAAGCCUAUAUGGAAAAACAGACAUGAGCCAAACAUGUUUACCUGUAGAAUGGAAUAGGUUAUAAGACCUCUACGAUUAAUUUAAUUUAGUCAGUUCUACCACCUCAACAUUGCUCAAUUUAAACAGGGGUAGCCUUUCCUGCAGUUGAAUAACCAAAGCGCCCCCUAGUGGCCUCAUGGGUGGGAUGUUAUUCAUAUUUUUCAUAAUUUCAUAAUUAAUAAACAUACACUACCAGUCAAAAGUUUGGACACACCUACUCAUUCAAGGGUUUUUCUUUAUUUUUACAUUGUAGAAUAAUAGUGAAGACUUCAAAACUAUGAAAUAACACAUAUGGAAUGAUGUAGUAACAAAAAAGGGUUGAACAAAUAUUUUAUAUUUUAUAUUCUUCAAAUAGCCACACUUUGCCUUGAUGACAGCUUUGCACACUCUUGGCAUUCUCUCAACCAGCUUCAUGAGGUAGUCACCUGGAAUGAAUUUCAAUUAACAGGUGUGCCUUCUUAAAAGUUAAUUUGUGGAAUUUCUUUCCUUCUUAAUGUAUUUGAGCCAAUUAGUUCUGUUGUGACAAGGUAGAGGUGGUAUACAGAAGAUAGCCCUAUUUGGUUAAAUACCAAUAUAAUGGCAAGAACAGCUCAAAUAAGCAAAGAGAAACAACAGUAUAUUACUUUAAGACAUGAAGGUCAGUCAAUACAGAACAUUUCAAGAACUUUAGAUUCUUCAAGUGCAGUCGCAAAAACCAUCAAGCGCUAUGAUGAAACUGGCUCUUACUUAAUACUUAUUUUCCACCAUAAUUUGCAAAUAAAUUCAUUAAAAAUCCUACAAUGUGAUUUUCUGGAUAUUUUUUUCUCAUUUUGACUGUCAUAGUUGACGUGUACCUAUGAUGAAAAUUACAGGCCUCUCUCAUCUUUUUAAGUGGGAGAACUUGCACAAUUGGUGGCUGACUUAAUACUUUUUUCCCCCACUGUACAUGAUUCAAUAUGUGUUAUUUCAUAGUUUUGAUGUCUUCACUAUUAUUCUACAAUGUAGAAAAUAGUAAAAAUAAAGAAAAACCCUGGAAUGAGUAGGUGUGUCCAAACUUUUGACUGGUACUGUAUACAGUGGGGAGAACAAGUAUUUGAUACACUGCCGAUUUUGCAGGUUUUCCUACUUACAAAGCAUGUAGAGGUCUGUAAUUUUUAUCAUAGGUACACUUCAACUGUGAGAGACGGAAUCUAAACAAAAAUCCAGAAAAUCACAUUUUUAAGUAAUUAAUUUGCAUUUUAUUGCAUGACAUAAGUAUUUGAUCACCUACCAACCAGUAAGAAUUCCGGCUCUCACAGACCUGUUAGUUUUUCUUUAAGAAGCCCUCCUGUUCUCCACUCAUUACCUGUAUUAACUGCACCUGUUUGAACUCCUGUUAUUUCAGCUUUUUAUUUCUUUCAUCACAUUUCCCAGUGGUUCAGAAGUUUACAUACACUCAAUUAGUAUUUGGUAACAUUGCCUUUCAAUUGUUUAACUUGGAUCAAAUGUUUCGGGUAGCCUUCCACAAGCUUCCCACAAUAAGUUGGGUGAAUUUUGGCCCAUUCCUCCCGACAGAGCUGGUGUAACUGAGUCAGGUUUGUAGGCCUCCUUGCUCGCACACGCUUUUUCAGUUCUGCCCACACAUUUUCUAUAGGAUUGAGGUCAGGGCUUUGCGAUGACCACUCCAAUACCUUGACUUUGUUGUCCUUAAGCCAUUUUGCCACAACUUUGGAAGUAUGCUUGGGGUCAUUGUCCAUUUGGAAGACCCAUUUGCGACCAAGCUUUAACUUCCUGACAGAUGUGUUGAGAUGUUGCUUCAAUAUAUCCACAUAAUUUUCCUUCCUCAUGAUGCCAUCUAUUUUGUGAAGUGCACCAGUCCCUCCUGCAGCAAAGCACCCCCACAGCAUGAUGCUGCCAACCCCGUGCUUCACGGUUGGGAUGGUGUUUUUCGGCUUGCAAGCACCCCCUUUUUCCUCCAAACAUAACAAUGGUCAUUAUGGCCAAACAGUUCUAUUUUUGUUUCAUCAGACCAGAUUACAUUUCUCCAAAAAGUACGAUAUUUGUCCCCAUGUGCAGUUGCAAACCGUAGUCUGGCUUUUUUAUGGCGGUUUUGGAGCAGUGGCUUCUUCCUUGCUAAGUGGCCUUUCAGGUUAUGUCGAUAUAGGACUCGUUUUACUGUGGAUAAAGAUACUUUUGUACCUGUUUCCUCCAGCAUCUUCACAAGGUCCUUUGCUGUUGUUCUGGGAUUGAUUUGCACUUUUCGCACCAAAGUACGUUCAUCUCUAGGAGACAGAACGCGUCUCCUUCCUGAGCGGUAUGACGGCUGCGUGGUCCCAUGGUGUUUAUACUUGCGUAUAGUUGUUUGUACAGAAGAACGUGGUCCCUUUGGAAAUUGCUCCCAAGGAUGAACCAGACUUGUGGAGGUCUACAAUUUUUUUCUGAGGUCUUGGCUGAUUUAUUUUGAUUUUCCCAUGAUGUCAAGCAAAGAGGCACUGAGUUUGAAGGUAGGCCUUCAAAUACAUCCACAGGUACACCUCCAAUUGACUCAAAUGAUGUAAAUUAGCCUAUCAGAAGCUUCUAAAGCCAUGACAUCAUUUUCUGGAAUUUUCCAAGCUGUUUAAAGGCACAGUCAACUUAGUGUAUGUAAACUUCUGACCCACUGGAAUUGUGAUACAGUGAAUUAUAAGUGAAAUAAUCUGUCUGUAAACAAUUGUUGGAAAAAUUACUUGUGUCAUGCACAAAGUAGAUGUCCUAACUGACUUGUCAAAACGAUAGUUUGUUAAGAAGAAAUUUGUGGAGUGGUUGAAAAACGAGUUUUAAUGAUUCCAACCUAAGGGUAUGUAAACCUCUGACUUCAACUGUAUGUACAUAUCUACCUCAAUUACCUUGUACCCCUGCACAUCGACUCGGGACUGGUACCCCUUGUAUAUAACCAAGUUAUCGUUACUCAUUGUGUAUCUAUUGUUACUUUUAUUAUGACGUGUUUUACUUUUCUGUUAUUUUUCAAUUUUUCUUUCUCUCUGCAUUGUUGGGAAGGGCCCGUAAGUAAACAUUUCACUGUUAGACCACACCUGUUGUUUACAAAGCAUGUGACAAAUAACAUUUGAUUUGACCUAGCCUCAGAAUCACCCAGAUAUUCUUAAAGUCAAAAGGAAUCACCUUUUGCAUAUGAUUAAAGAGCUGCCCUCUUCCUGAUGUUUUUAUUCUUAUUGUGUUUCCUUAGGAAGAGCUGGGGCAAAGAAGAGAUACAUUGGUGUGAGGAUGAUGACACUCACCCCAGCGUAAGUAGAUCCUUAUUAACUGGUCAUACUUGUAAUGAAAAGGAUAAAGAUGGGACUUUUUCUUUUGUCAACUCCCGAUAAAUACAAUGAAAGACUUGAGACUGUGAAUGUGUGCACUAAACUGGAGAAUGCAGUUAUCCAAAGCUGUCAAAAAUAAUGUAUUUGAACUGGGCCUGGUGAACUGCAUUUUAGUUGGAUACAGACAACUAAGCACUUUUUCCUAAUGGGUUACUUAAUUUCUUCCCUUUCACUCUCUAGGUUGACCAAGGAGCUAAAGGUGCGACACAAAGACUUCCCUGAUAUCACAUCUGGAGCGUACGUCAUGGAGGUGAUCUCCAAAACACCGGCCGCAGCGUAAGUACAAACUAACAGGGAAAGAAAGUACAAACACACUCCAUCUCACCAAUAGUAUGAGUUUCUUAUGAGUGUGAGGACAAGUUGUCUGACUUUUUCUGUGCUAAGGGAUACUGUAUGUACAUGUUUCAAAUGUAUAUAGACCAUCAACGCCCAACUCUCCCCACACAAACCCACUUACAUUCACACACACUCUCUCUCCCAUUUUCACGUGCAGAUGCACACACACAGACACACAACCCCCCUUAGUAAAACAUUGAUUGUUCACCCACUCAAAUAUCCUCCCCUCCCACAUCCUCAGCAGCACAUUCAGUGUGGUCAACUCUGGUGACCACAGUUCUACCAGAGAAGGGUUGUGGCUGGAGAGACGCUGAGGUCAGCUAUUCCCUUCAUCCCUCAAGUAGCAAGGGGUUUGCUGUGGUUUUCCUGGUCCCACUCACCCAGCCCUAGUUCUCCUAUUAGGCCCUCUGUGUCUCAUUGGUGGUGUAAGUGUUAGUCCUGUUUGCCUGAGUACUAUGAGGGGAAUAUGGAAGUAUUAUAGUUGGUGGUAGGCGGCCCCUGUUCACAUGUGAGUGUGAUCAGAGAGUAGUUGUGUGAAAGUGGAGGCUUUGAUAUCACUUCUGGUAACCACUCCAUUCUUUGUGUAAUUUGGUUUUACUAGAUUUCUAUUCUGGGUGUGUUUGGUCUGUGAGAGUGUGUUGCACAAAGCACUCUCCGCUGACUAAUUAUUGUGGUCCGGAUGAAGGAUACAUGUAUGUGAAAAGGGUCGAUUUGUUGUUGUUGUUAUUUAGCAGACUCUUAUCCAGAGCCACUUACAGGAGCAAUUAGGGUUAAGUGCCUUGCUCAAGGGCACAUUGACAGAUUUAUCACCUAGUCGGCUCGGGAUUUGAACCAGCGACCUUUCGGUUACUGGCCAAACGCUCUUAACCGCUAGGCUACCUGCCGCAGUUUAUUUCAGUGCCUUCUAACUAUUUGUCCAGCACUACAAAAUAAGACAUCAAAUAUUGUGUGAAACCUUCUAACAAGAAAUGUAAAGGCAACAAUGGCCAAUGGAAUCCAUUCCUAGCUGAAUGUCGGUGCAAUAAAGAGCAAUCAUGAAUCUAUACCUUGAAAUAACAAUCUUAUUGUUAUAGCUAACCGUUCUAUCCAGCAUGUUUGUUGCUGUAGUUCUCAUUCUGUUGUGUUCUUCCUCUCUUAGUGGCGGUCUGAAGGAGCAUGAUGUCAUCAUCUCCAUCAAUGGCCAGCGGAUUUCCUCUGCAACCGACGUCAGCACCAUCAUCAAGAAGGACACCACGCUGCAGGUGGUGGUGCGCCGUGGUAACGAGGAUGCCAUAAUCACCAUCGUUCCCAUGGAGAUCGACCCCUGA